Messenger RNA from Cucurbita maxima (winter squash), 5061 nucleotides. RefSeq names its product myosin-12-like. Gene Ontology annotation, cellular component: actin cytoskeleton; myosin complex; cytoplasm. NCBI's taxonomy places the organism in Eukaryota, Viridiplantae, Streptophyta, Magnoliopsida, Cucurbitales, Cucurbitaceae. The record is from RefSeq and is a predicted model, not a curated record. The transcript is spliced from 40 exons. Gene Ontology annotation, biological process: vesicle transport along actin filament; actin filament organization. Gene Ontology annotation, molecular function: microfilament motor activity; ATP binding; actin filament binding. The coding region runs from base 238 to 4938 and encodes 1566 amino acids.
GCUACUCUGUUCUUUUGCUUUUAGAACAUUACAAUUUACAACACACAAGCAUUGGCCUCAUUGCCUCUGCUUUUAAAUUCCCUUUUCCCCAUUCUUUUAAAGUUCUUCAAUCCAUCAAAACCCAGCAUUUAGAUCUCUCUUUCUCUCGCAAUUCUUUUGUUUUUGUUUUUGUUCUUGAAAUUCCUCUGUUUUUGGUUCAAACUUUGAUGAACAGAUAGACAGAGCUCUGAAUCGAUCAUGGGGACUCCGGUGAAUAUCAUUGUCGGAUCACAUGUUUGGGUUGAGGAUCCUGAGGAUGCUUGGAUUGAUGGUCAAGUUACAGAUAUUAGUGGCAAAAAUGCCACCAUAUUCACCUCCAUGGAUAAAACUAUUGUUGCGACAAUUUCGAGUAUAUAUCCGAAAGACACGGAGGCGCCGCCGGCUGGGGUUGACGACAUGACGAAAUUGGCAUACCUCCAUGAACCUGGAGUUUUGCAUAAUCUAGCAUGUCGAUUUUCUCUCAACGAGAUAUACACUUACACCGGGAAUAUUCUAAUCGCCGUGAAUCCUUUCCGGAGAUUGCCGCAUUUGUAUGAUAUUCACAUGAUGGAGCAGUACAAAGGAGCUACAUUCGGCGAGCUUAGUCCUCAUCUUUUCGCAGUUGCAGAUGCUUGCUAUAGAUCGAUGAUUAACGAGCAAGGAAGUCAGUCCAUCUUAGUAAGUGGAGAGAGUGGUGCUGGUAAAACUGAGACAACGAAGAUGCUCAUGAGAUAUCUAGCGUUCAUGGGAGGCAGAUCAGAUACAGAAGGAAGAACAGUCGAGCAGCAGGUUUUGGAGUCCAACCCUGUGUUGGAAGCAUUUGGAAAUGCCAAGACCGUCAAAAACAACAAUUCGAGUCGUUUUGGAAAAUUUGUAGAAAUACAAUUUGAUAAGAAUUGGAAGAUCUCUGGGGCUGCCAUUCGUACGUACCUUCUCGAACGGUCGCGUGUUUGCCAAGUCUCGGAUCCUGAGAGAAACUACCAUUGUUUUUACAUGCUUUGUGCAGCACCACCAGAAGAUGUCAAGAAAUACAAGUUAGCAGACCCAAGGACAUAUCGUUAUCUUAAUCAAACAAAUUGUUACGAAGUGGCGAAUGUUGAUGAUUCAAGAGAGUACUUAGAGACGAGAAACGCCAUGGAUGUUGUAGGAAUCAGCCAGGAUGAACAGGAUGCUAUAUUUCGUGUUGUAGCGGCAAUACUGCAUCUUGGAAACAUUGAAUUCAUGAAAGGGAAGGAAUUUGACUCCUCCAAAGUGAAAGACGAGAAAUCAAAUUAUCAUCUUCAAACAGCAGCAGAGCUACUCAUGUGUGAUGUGAAGGCAUUGGAACAUUCACUCUGUCAGCGUGUCAUAGUGACUCCUGAUGGGAAAAUUACAAAGCCAUUGGACCCAGAUUCAGCAGCCUUGAGUCGUGAUGCAUUGGCAAAAACUGUGUAUUCAAGGCUGUUUGAUUGGAUUGUGGACAAAAUUAAUAGUUCAAUUGGCCAAGAUCCUAAUGCAGCGAGCUUAAUUGGUGUGCUUGAUAUUUAUGGAUUUGAAAGCUUCAAGGUCAAUAGUUUUGAGCAGCUUUGCAUCAACCUGACCAAUGAGAAGUUGCAGCAACAUUUUAAUCAGCAUGUUUUCAAGAUGGAGCAAGAGGAGUACACGAAAGAAGAAAUUAACUGGAGCUAUGUUGAGUUUGUGGAUAAUCAGGAUGUCCUUGAUCUCAUUGAGAAGAAACCUGGAGGUAUCAUUGCCCUGCUUGAUGAAGCCUGCAUGUUUCCAAAGUCGACUCAUGAAACAUUUGCUCAAAAGAUGUAUCAGACGUACAAAGGACAUAAGCGGUUCAGCAAGCCAAAACUUGCUCGAACAAACUUCACAAUAAACCAUUAUGCUGGAGAUGUUACAUACCAAGCAGACCAAUUUCUAGAUAAAAACAAGGACUAUGUAGUAGCAGAACAUCAGGCUCUUCUGAAUGCCUCACAAUGCUCUUUUGUUGCAAAUCUUUUCCCUCCACUUCCUCAGGAGAGCUCAAAGCAAUCUAAGUUUUCCUCUAUUGGUACUCGGUUCAAGCAACAACUCCAAGCUCUCAUGGAAACAUUGAAUACUACAGAACCACAUUAUAUCAGAUGUGUGAAGCCCAACACAGUCUUGAAGCCUGGAAUCUUUGAAAACUUCAAUGUGUUGAACCAAUUGAGAUGUGGGGGAGUUCUCGAGGCAAUUAGAAUUAGCUGUGCAGGAUAUCCAACGAAAAGAACAUUUGAUGAGUUCCUUGAUCGUUUUGGAAUGCUUGCUCCAGAUAUUUCAGACGGGACCGAUGAAAAAUCAGCAUGCAUGGCAAUAUGCGACAGAAUGGGCUUAAAGGGUUAUCAGAUUGGAAAAACAAAAGUGUUUCUGAGAGCUGGACAAAUGGCUGAGUUGGAUGCACGACGAACUGAAAUAUUGGCCAAUGCUGUCAGACGCAUCCAGCGGCAAAUUCGAACCCUUCUAACUAGGAAAGAGUUUCUCACCAUGAGGAGAGCUACAAUUCAUAUGCAGAAACAUUGGAGAGCGCAACUUGCUCGUAAGCUGUAUGAGAAAAUGAGGAGAGAAGCUGCUUCAAUCCGUAUACAGAAACAUGCACGUGCUCAUGCAGACAGAAAAGCUUACACAAAAUUACUUGCUUCAGCUAUAGUUAUUCAAACUGGUAUGCGGGCAAUGGCCGCUAGAAAUGAGUUCAGACACAGAAGAAGAACAAAGGCAGCUAUUAUUGUUCAGACUGAAUGGCGAAGGGCAUCAGCUAUUUCAGCUUACAAACAGCAACAGAAGGCAACUCUUGCCCUUCAAUGCCUCUGGCGAGCUAAAGUUGCAAGGAAAGAGCUUAAAAAACUAAAGAUGGCUGCAAGAGAAACAGGGGCACUCAAGGAGGCCAAGGACAAAUUGGAGAAGCGUGUCGAGGAGCUAACGUGGCGCCUGGAAUUUGAGAAGCACUUGAGGAUGGAUGUUGAAGAAGCCAAGGGGCAAGAAGUUGCAAAGUUACAAAGUGCUUUGGAAGAAAUGCAAGGGCAGCUGGAUAAAGCCAAUGCUGCAAUCAUACGUGAGAGAGAAGAAGCAAAAUUGGCCAUAGAACAAGCUCCACCGGUCAUUAAGGAAGUGCCCGUGGUUGAUGAGACCAAGCUGGAAAUGUUGAGAAAUCACAAUGAAGAACUUGAGGGGGUGGUUGGAGAGCUGAAGAAGAAACUUGAGGAAUUCGAAGAAAAGUUUGCUGAAGUAGAAAAGGAAAGUAAAGCGACACUCAAGGAGGCAGAAGAGGCACAAUUGAAAUCAAUGCAGCUUCAGGAGACUAUUGAGAGAUUGGAAUCAAAUUUAUCUAGCCUCGAGUCCGAGAACCAGGUUCUACGCCAGCAGGCUUUGGUUGCUGCAGACAAUGAAUCCCUCUCUGAUGAACUGCAAGCCCUCAAGAGUAAGAUCGGAAGUCUAGAGGCGGAGAAUGAAGUUCUUCGCAACCGGACAGUAGCUGUUGAGCACGUGUCUAUUCCUGCAGGGGUGCUUGCAGAAAGCAAGCCUUUGGAUAACGGACAGGCUUUAGAUAACGGGCAGGCUUUAGAUAACGGGCAUAUUGUGGAAGAAGAGAUUAAAGCAACUAAGGAACCACCUGUUGUUCCCGUCCUAGCUAAGCAAGGCUCGCUCACAGAAAAGCAACAGGAAAAUCAUGAUGUCCUGCUCAAGUGCUUAGCAGAAGACAAACGUUUUGACAAAGGCAGACCAGUUGCAGCCUGUAUUGUCUACAAGACACUUCUUCAAUGGAGAUCUUUUGAAGCAGAUAAGACCAAUAUAUUCGACAGAAUUAUUCACACAAUCAGAUCUUCUAUAGAGAGUCAAGAAAAUAUCAGUGACCUUGCAUAUUGGCUUUCAACCACUUCUACCCUUUUCUAUCUUCUUCAAAGUUCACUCAAGGCAGCCAAUACAAGUACUGCGGCUUCACAUCGCAACCGUACUUCCCCUUCAACCUUAUUUGGUCGUAUGGCAUAUGGUCUUCGAUCAUCUUCAAUGGGUAUGGGAAUUUCCAGUGGAUACAGUGGAAUGGUGGGAAAGACAAACAAUCAAUCUAAAGUUGAAGCCAAGUACCCAGCAUUGCUUUUUAAGCAACAUCUGGCAGCAUGCAUUGAAAAAUUGUUUGGGAUGAUACGUGAUAACUUGAAGAAAGAAAUUAGCCCUUUCUUGCAUCUAUGCAUACAGGCACCAAGAUCAGUGAGGGCCAGAUCAAUAAGAGGGUCAUCUAAAAAUAUCCAUUCAAAUAUUGUUGCAAAACAACAAGCAUCAAGUAUUCACUGGCAAAGCAUUGUUAAUAAUCUAGACCAGACCUUGGAUAUAAUGUCUGAAAAUCAUGUUCCCUCCAUGAUCAUGAGAAAAAUCUUCCUUCAGGUUUUCUCAUUCAUAAAUGUCCAGCUCUUCAAUAGCUUGUUACUACGACGUGAGUGCUGUUCCUUCAGUAAUGGAGAGUACUUAAAGUUAGGUCUGCAGGAGUUGGAGCAAUGGUGUACCAAAGCUACUGAUACGUAUGCUGGCUCUUCCUGGAAUGAACUUCAACACAUAAGACAGGCAGUAGGAUUUCUGGUGUUACACCAGAAGUCCCAGAAAAGUUUGAAUGAGAUAACAGAUGAAUUGUGCCCGAUUCUGAGCAUCCCGCAAAUAUAUCGCAUAGGAACGAUGUUCUGGGACGACAAAUAUGGAACUCAGGGGUUAUCUCCUGAUAUAAUUGGAAGAAUGAGAGUCCUAUUAGCAGAAGACUCCAUCAACAUCCCAAACAACUCCUUCCUGCUUGAUGUGGAUUCAAGCAUACCAUUUUCAAUAGAAGAAGUAUUCCGGUCCUUCGGCGAGGUUAACCUGUCCGAUAUCGACCCGCCGCCGCUCAUAAGACAAAGAUCUGAUUUCCAUUUUCUACUGCAGCAAGUAAGUGAAUGAUAUAUGAUAAUGCAGAAAUGGAAAGCUUCUCUUCAACUUAACCACAAUUGAGGAAGUUGAAGAAAUAAUACACAGCGCAGUUGAUUGGUUUCUCACAUUGCAUUUUUCCCUCUUGAUUUUUUU